UCAUCUCUUAGAAAUUUUUCGUGCACCUGUGCCAAUUCAUAAGUCUGGAGAAAUGCAUCAAGAGUACGAGAAACAAAAGAUGAAGGGUGGAGGAAGUGAAGAAACUGAAGAGAGGAAGAAAAAAAUCCACAGAAAAGAAGAGUGUGGGAUGCUGAAACAUUGUCAAUAUCCUUUUACCGUGUUUCAGUUCUGUGGAGUGUCUGACUCUGAGAAUGAAGAGCCGGUGGGAAAGAGGACCCGACAUGUUUCAGCAUUUGUGCGAAAAACAAGAUGCUCCCCUGCUUUCAAUAGAGG
Messenger RNA from Sinocyclocheilus rhinocerous, 294 nucleotides. RefSeq names its product E3 ubiquitin-protein ligase RNF169-like. The annotation marks the transcript as partial. Lineage: Eukaryota; Metazoa; Chordata; Actinopteri; Cypriniformes; Cyprinidae. The transcript is spliced from 3 exons. The record is from RefSeq and is a predicted model, not a curated record.